Lingula anatina is the source of this 7447-nucleotide messenger RNA. RefSeq lists its product as uncharacterized. Gene Ontology annotation, biological process: plus-end-directed vesicle transport along microtubule; positive regulation of autophagosome maturation. Gene Ontology annotation, cellular component: late endosome; lysosome; autophagosome. The record is from RefSeq and is a predicted model, not a curated record. Gene Ontology annotation, molecular function: metal ion binding. NCBI's taxonomy places the organism in Eukaryota, Metazoa, Brachiopoda, Lingulata, Lingulida, Lingulidae.
CAAGGUCAGUCAGGUGGUACAAUACUCCCCUGUUCCAAAUAACAAAAGUGUUGUGAGACUUUGACCAAAAGAUGGCUGAAAAUUGACCCGAGGAGGGCGAGAUCAGCACGCGAAACAUGUCGAGCCCUUUACCUGCCGUGAAUCCCACCAAGAGGCAACAGAAUAUUCUUAAAAAAACGAUCCAAGGUUUAAAAGAAUGUAUCCUGGAGCUGAAGAGUGACUUUCAGGACACGGGCUGUCCCAUCACAGAUGACUGUCAGACACUGCACAGGUUCUGUGCCAAGCUGGAGUACCUGCUGCAGGCUGAGCAGAAAGCCAAGACCACUCUCCUAGGAGGAAAGAAGGACUAUUGGAACUACUUCUGUGAUUGUCUGGGAUCAACCAAGGGUCUCAAUGAUGGCAUCAAGUUUGUGAAAUCACUCUCUGAGUUGAAGACCAAUUUAGGCAAGGGGCGUGGGUUUAUUAGGUUUGCUUUGGUACAUCAAAGACUGGCAGACUCCAUACAGCAGUGUGCUAUGAAUGGGAAGGUCACCAGUGACUGGUACUACGCAGGCUCAGUCUGGCUAAUGCAUGAAUACUCUAUGGAGGUGAUAGCCAGCAUGUAUGACCUCAAUGAAGUGCAGUUUGACCUUGCUCCCCAUGGAUACGACCUUGAUGCAACGUGGCCGACAUUUGCCAAGAAGACGUUUGGCUCGCCCAAGGGGUGGAACCCCCCUAGUAGAACCUCUAGUAUGAACAGCCUCCUCAGCAUACCCAAUGAGUCUCCCGGAGUGGUAGUAAAACUGAGUGAAGAAAUUCCAGAAUUAGAGAUAGAUACCACUAACUGGGGUGGAUGGCAAGAGCAGGAAACCCCAAAAAGUGAGGGUCCACCCUUACUGACACCAUCAGAAUCAGAGGUAGAGCAGCUGCAGCUUGACCUGGAUCGCGCAGCGACAAUGAGGACUGAUUUGUUGCUAAAAAUAGAAGAGAUGGAAGGAGUGAAGGAGAAAUUAACCAAAACUGUAGAAGACAAGGAGGGGAAGAUGGAGGAGCUGAGGGAGGCAUGCGGGGCACUGGAAGUCAGGUGUGAGAAGCUGUCCAAUGAGCUGCAGCUGAAGCAGGAGACAUGGCAUGAAAAAGAAGAGAACUUGAAACAAAGGAUACUUGAGCUGGAGACGUCUGUCUCAGAAAACAGUGAAAGUGGCAGACAACACAAGAAAGAGGCAGAUUCUCUAGUUCAGAAACUAAAGGAACAGGAAACCGAACAAUUUACAAAAAUCCAGGAACUUGAAAAAACAAAUUCUGAUCUUCAAUUAAAAUUAAAAGGCCUUGCCCAAGAUCUUCAAAGCAAGGAAAGUGAAAAUCAAAAGCAAACUGAAACUGUAAAAAGUCUGGAAGUGAAAGUGACAACUUUAGGGGAAAAUAACAUGAGUUUAAUGAAAAGAGUAGAGGAGUUGAUCCAUUUCAAGGACAAUAAUGCUUCCAAUCAGCUGGAGUCUGCUAAGCAUGUUCAGGAGUUGGUGGAAAAAUUGACGGUGUCUGAGCAGACAACAUCUGACCUGAAAUCAACAGUCAGCGAUCUGUUGCAAAAGACAAAAAUCUUGGAAGAGGAAAAGGAGAGAGAGGCACAAAAAUUCAAUGAAAAAUUACAAAGUUUGGAAGCUGAGAACAGGGAAUUGCAGAGAGACUGCGAAACCCAGUUUGAGAAAUUACAGUCAAAAGAUUCCAGUCUGAAAGAAAUAGUUCAGAGUGCAAUGGAGAAGGAGGAUAUGGGGAAAGAAAUGCUGCAGGCAGCUCAGAAAGAAAACUGUGAUCUUGGCAAACAGAUAGAGAACUUGAAGGAACUUGUCAGUGAAAAAGAUUCUGUGGCAACAAGACUUCAGACAGAUGUUGGUCACCUUAAAGAAGAAAUCAAGAAGGCUGAGGAUAAAAGAUUGCAAGAUUUGAAGGAAUUACAGAAGGAGAUUACAUUUUCCUUGGAGCAAAGAGAUGAAGAAAAGGAAAAGGCAGAAAAUCUUUUGUCUCAGCUUGAAGCCAUGAAAUUGAGCACAGAAAAGCAGCAGAAAGAAUUCCAAGAAGCACUCUCAGCAAAGGAAAGCGAAUUAGUUAAUAUGAAAGCUGACUUAUCCAAUCAGAAGGCAUCUUUGGAACUACAGGUGACUGAGCUAAGAACGGCUGCCGAAGAGAAAGAAAAAGACAAAGAGCAGAUUAAGAUUGACUAUCAAAAACUUCUUGAUGAUGCAGAAAGUCAUAAAUUAAGCCUGGAAGCACAAGUUUCUCAAAUGGAAAGUGAGUUGAAAAUGGCAAAAUCUACCCUGGCAGAUACAGAAGGCAGACUUCAGAUUGAGACAGAAAGCAAAGUGAACUUGGAACGCAGAGUCCAGGAGAUCUUGGACGUUAGUCAGGAAGAAUCUUCGAACGCAUCUCAGAUCCGCUAUUUGUUGUCCGAGAGAGAAGAGGAAGUGCGGAUGUUGACCUCCGACCUGUCUACUAUUGGUCAACUGGUCAGCAAAAUGGAGGACACUGCUGCCAACUUAACUGAUGAGGAAAAGGAGGAUGGGAGGGAGACAUCGGCUAUUUUUAGACAAAUAAAAGAAAAAAUUCAAGUGCAAAAGAAAAACAGGUGUGAAUUACAAACUCAGAUGGAAAUGCUGCAAACUGACAAAUCUGACCUAGAAAUCCAGGUGAGCACUUUAAAUGAAAAGAAUUCCCAAACUGAACAAGAAAACAAGAUGCUUCAGUUACAACUGGCAGAUUUGCAGACACAGUUCAGUAAGUUACAGACGACAGAAGCUGACACAGCUUCCCAACUUGAAAAAGCCACUAGUGCUCUUCAGCUAAAGAAGGAACAAAUGGCAAAACACCAGUCUGACUUGGAUAGCGCUAAAGAAAACAUCGAACACCUUACGGCUCAGCUAGGCAAUGUGGAAAACAUUCUGGAAGGAAAAGAAAAAACACUCUCAGAUCUUAUAAUAGAGAAACAAAUGCUGUCAGACAAUUUUCAGAAAGUCACCUUGGAUCUCCAGAACUCUGAAGAAGGAAUGUCGGAAUUACGAGUCAGAAUCACAAGUUUAGAGGAUGAGUUGUCCAACGCUACAGACCAGAUCAACACCCUGGCCACCCUGAAGGAGGAUCUCACCGAUAAACACUCCAAGCUGCAAGAAGCUGUCGCCAAACUUUCCCAGGACAAAGGCAGAUUAUUGGAAGAGAAGCAUGAUCUGGAGACAGAUUUGGAAACCUCGAAAAAUGAGAAAGAUUCAUUGUUAAAAGAUCUGGAAGAGAUGAGGGGGCAGCUAAAGAAUGCUUUGGAGGUCACAGUUGCUGGUUUACAAACUGAGCUGAAAGAGGCGUCAACGCUGAGGGAAGAAAUAGAGGAUAAGUGUUCUACUAUGGCACGGGAGAUUGAAGAUUACAAGGAAAGGUUAAAAGAAUCAGUUGAGUUGAGUAAGAAAAUGAGGGAAGAGGAGCAGAGAAAGUUGGGAGCAAAGGACUUGAUCAUUGCAGAAUUGAAAGAAAAUAUGUCAGCUCAAAGUGCCAGUUUGGAUGCAAACAUGACUCAACUCGAUGCCCAUGCCUCCGAAAUCAAUGAUCUUAAAGCCUCGUCAGAACUGUCUCAGUCUCAGUUAGAAUCUGUGACCAAGGAAAGAGAUGUGUUGCGGUCAGAAAAGGAGUCCCUGAAAGAUGAACUGGAUACACUCAGUGCUGCAUUCAGCAAGGUGAAGUUCGAACAUCAAGUCGUAACAGAAGAUGUUGUUCAGUUAAAAAAACAAUUAGUAGAAACAGAGGCCCAGUUGAAAAUAGGGUUAGGCAAUGUCAAAGCAUUGGAAUCUACCAAAAACAGCCUGGAAGAAGAACUUGAACAGGUUCAAGGAGAACUUGAAGAAUUACAAAAAAGUUAUGACAUAGUUUUGACUGAAAAACAACAAAUUCAAGAAAAUCUUACCUUGACUGAGAGAGACAUACAGAGUCAGGUCAAUGAUUUGAUGGCCCUGAAAAAUCAAAAUGACGGAAAGUUACGGACAUUGAUGGAAGAACACGACAGGACGCAGCAGACUCUUCAGGCAAUGAAGGAAGAAAAGUUGGCCGUGGAGUCAAAAUUGGAGGAAUUCCAGACCAAGGAUUCAGAGAGUCAGGAGAGGGUUUUGAGCUUGUUGGCGGAAAGGGAACAGAUGUCGAAACAAGUGGAAGACUUACAGAGAGAACACCAGGAAAAUUCCGAGUCUGUUCUGAGCCAGAUGGAGGAGGCUAAAGCUGAGAUGCAGAAACAGUCGGAAGAUUUUCAGGACCACAUGACCAAGAUGGAAGAGGAGUGGCAGAACCAGAGGAAUGUUUUAGAGCAAGAAGUGUCUUCUUUGAAAUUCCAAAUGAGCGCAGAGCAACUGCAGUUUGAAACUGCCUUGAAAAGCUACUCCAGCCAGCAGAUGGACAUAGCCAAGAUGACAGAUCAGAUGUCAGAGCAGGAGACGCUGAUACAGACGCUGGAGAUGCACCUGCAGGACAUUAAGAAUGAGAGGGACCUGGAGAAGGAACAGAAUUGGAGAGAGUUAGAAGAGCUGAGACAAGGACUGUCAGAAAAAGGAGAGGAGUGUAAACUGAUGAGUGAUUCUUUGAGGAGGACCAAUUCUUUGCUGGAUGAGGAAAGGAACUUAGUGCUGAAAUUGAAGAAUGAAGCCCAGAAUGUGAAGAAGAGCAAAGAUGCUGUGAUAAAAGAAAAAGACAAAGAAAUCCAACAGUUAAACAUAGAUAUGGUGGAACUGAAGAAGAAGCUGAUUAAAUUGAUAAAGGAGAAAGACAACCUGUGGAAGAGGACAGACAAGCUGGAGUUCGAGCACAGAAUGAAAGCCUCGGAGAAGUGGAUGGAUGACAGCACGGUGGCGCACUGCCUGGGCUGCAAGUCUCAGUUUUCGCUGAUGCUAAGGAAACACCACUGUCGGCUGUGUGGGAGAAUCUUCUGCUGGAAGUGUAGUGAUAAUUGGCUGGAUACCCCUCACAGCAAGCAGAAGGCCAGGGUGUGCAAUGGCUGCUAUAUAGAGUACCAGGAGGUGAGGGACAAACAUCAGAACACCUCACUGAUAGAGGAAGAGAGUGACUCAGAGGUCGACCAGACGGAAGAUUUCAGGAAAAGCCGCAGCAGAGAGCUAGAUAAUGAAUCCCCCACUCCACAAGAAAGCCCUCCUGUAGGGGGAGCUGUACAAGAAAGUCCUCAGACAAAGUCUUGUAUAGAAAACGCAUCCAAUGUAAUAGAAGAGGGACCAGGCAAAGGAUCGUCUCCUUCACUGAAGGAAGAAGCAGCCAUGAUGUCUUCAGUACCAGAACCGGAAGCAAGUGGAGACAACCUCCGAAAAACGGUGACCUCUGCCCUGGGGAAUGGGGACAGGAAACACGAGACUGUCAACGAAAUAGAUGACACCAAAGAGACGGGAACUAAACAAAAUGGCCACCCCUCCCCUCCAAAGGCGACUGAAAUACCAUGUGCCACAGCUGUUCACCAUGAUGAAACUUUUGAAGAGAUUACAGAUGAAGAAAUUGCCAAAUCCUUGUCAGAAUCUGGAAAAUUUCUGCACAGCCAAGAGGGACUGACGAGCAGUUUCACGUUGUCCGCAGAGGAGAUAGAGAACGGUCAGGGACUGGUACCUGAUGACCUCUGGGUGAAAGCUGGACAGUCCUUUGCUGUGCCUGUCUUGAUUGAAGAGCCAGGAAUUAUCCUCUGCUGGGAGUUUACUACGGAUCCUAAGAACAUUCAUUUUGCCGUGACGUACAGGACCAGUGAGGAGACAGCCCCGGAGACUCUGAUCCCGACCACGAAGGUGAACUCGCAUAAGAAACCAGUCACUGGGGAGCUACAGGCACGCCAGGCGGGGCUGUAUACACUGAUCUUUGACAACACUGGGUCCAGGUUCACCUCAAAGAAAUUAAGCUACCACUUGGAGAUUAGAAGGGAUAGUUGAGAUUACUGAUGACCAUGUUGGGAGCAGGUGCCCUGUGAGGCAUGCCCCCCCCCCCAAGCUUGCGCAGUUUUCCCAUUUUAUCCCCUCAUCCAAAAAGAAAUUAGAGUAGAUCAAAACAUAUGGUGCAAUGUUUGCCUUCCCUGUGCCUAUGUGUAAUAGUCUCCCUUAACUGGCAUAUGUAUGCGAGGAUGCUAAGCCAAGUAUGGCAAAAAAAAGUUACUGUGCGCACCCCCCCCUCGCAUCAGAUAAUGGGAAAUCUCAGCUGUUUCAAGGGGCGAUAUGGAAAGACAAUGUUCCUUGAAUGCCCCCCCUCCCCUCCCCCCCCCAUCAUCCCUCUCCAUUAAGAAUUCCAUAGCUUACAGAUAUUAAAAAGCAAAUAGUUGUACUUACUCAUCUUUCGAUCUCAUAUUUUUAUAUAGCAGUGAAUAGGCCUUUAUUUAUAAUUUUUUUCUCUAACUGUGCCAUGUUGUUUUUUUUUUCUGAAAUGUUAUGUCCAAAUUUUAUCUCAGAAUUUUGGCUGAAAUCCUAUUAUCUGUGGUAAAAAGCAAGCUUAGGGUAAAUGUAUGGAUAUUUAUUACAGGCCAAUAUUGUGACUACCUCCAGUCCAUGUACAAUGUUUCUCAGCUUGCUGCUCUAUUCUGAUUAUGGUGGAAAUACUUCUCUAUAAACUGUUAUUCUUGUAGGUAGGAAAUAUGCUCAGUUGUCUGAACUUUAUCUUAUGGAAAUGUUAAAUAUUGGGUUGUGGAUAACUUAAUAUUAAAAAAUUUAGAUAUUUUGGGGGUAAAUUAAAAACCACUAAAUAAGUUAUUUACAAGGGCUUAUUCUGAAGAAAGAUAAGCACCAUAAAAACUAAAAAAAAAAAUAUUAUAAAACAACGUUUAGAUUUGAUUCAGGACACAGAACUUUUACCCUUGUUUUAAUAUCAGUAUUUGUAUUUGAAAAUCCAGUGCACCUUAGUUUCCAUACAUAAUUUAAUAAGUGAACCAAUGACAAGUUUUUUUUUUCAUCUGGUCUGGUAAGUUACUGUACAAAUAAAAUAUUUAAAACAAUUUGGAUCCUAGAAACUUGAAAUUACUAGCUUGUUUUAAAAUACUGUAUGUUUAUGUGCCAGUCAGAUCACUUGGAGCAAUGGUGCCACUAUGCUUUUAUGUCAACUUGAUUUAUUAAUUUAUAUAAAUGUUUUAGGAUUCAUUUAUGAAGACUUAGUAAAAAUCAUUUAAAUUGACUUAAUAAUUAUAUUAUUAAAUAUGUUUUGUAUAGUUUAAUUUUAGCAUUUAAUUUAUCAACUUUGUGAUAUAAAAAGAACAUCUUCAGAAUAAAGCCUUUUUGGAAGGAGAAAUAUGACAUUUGUAGUAUCAAAUUUUAACUCGCAUCUAUGUUUCUAAUUAAAAAUAAAUUGUACAAAAAAUCAUGCUGCCAUCAUUAUAAUAAGUUCACUUCUAUCUCUGUCACAAAGUUACAUAAUUGUGUUGUACAAAUGUUAUUGCUUCAUGUUAAAUUAAUAAACUUGUUAUUUUUAA